Anopheles stephensi (Asian malaria mosquito) is the source of this 1874-nucleotide messenger RNA. RefSeq names its product protein obstructor-E. Gene Ontology annotation, molecular function: chitin binding. Gene Ontology annotation, cellular component: extracellular region. The transcript is spliced from 3 exons. The record is from RefSeq and is a predicted model, not a curated record. Bases 359 to 1048 code for a protein of 229 amino acids. NCBI's taxonomy places the organism in Eukaryota, Metazoa, Arthropoda, Insecta, Diptera, Culicidae.
GUCAACCAUUCGUUAAGCGGAUUCGAGCCACACCGGUACGAUUUUUUCGGGCGACUGAUCUGGUCAGCUCAGCUGCUGGUGGUCGCGCCACCCAAAAACACCCAUUAGCGUUGUUUCACGCGUGUUUCACGAAAUUCGUGAGCGGAUUGUGCUUGCGCCGUUUUGUCAGCGCUUUCGUAAGAUCGGUCACUUCCUCAAUCAAACGGCCGGUUGUUGUUGUUGUUGUAGCUUCGUUUGCCUGCCGAGGGGUUUGCUCAUCAAUCAACCUGCCCCGCCGAUUGCCCAAAACAGUGCAGUGCUCAGAGCAAGUCCAGCUAGCGUGCAACAGACACACACACAUACAUCCCCAGCAUCCAGCAUGAAGCAGUUCGGUGCACUAUUCGGUGCGAUUUGCGGCCUAGCGCUGGUAGCGCACGUGUCGGCGGCUGCUGCUCCCAGCUGCCCGGAACCGUACGGCGAGCAGGCCUAUCUGCACCCGGACCACUGUGACCAGUUCUUCCUCUGCACCAACGGUACGCUAACGCUCGAAACGUGCGAGAACGGUCUGCUGUUUGACGGUAAGGGUGCCGUGCACAAUCACUGCAACUACAACUGGGCCGUCGACUGUGGCAGCCGGAAGUUUGCCACCGACCAGACACCGCUCUCCACCCCCGGCUGCGAGUAUCUGUUCGGCGUGUAUCCGGAUGCGGCGGAGUGUUCCACCAGCUAUCACAAGUGUGCGUUCGGCGAGGUCCAUCAGGAGCUGUGCGAGGCGGGCCUGGUGUACGAUCACCGCAUCCACGGUUGCAACUGGCCGGACCAGCUGCUCGACUCGUGCAAUCCGGAGGCGGUCGUCGGUUUCAAGUGCCCCCAGUCGGUACCGUCCGGUACGGUGGCGGCCCGGUUCUGGCCGUACCCGCGCUACCCGGUGCCCGGCGACUGCCACCGGCUGAUCACCUGCGUCGACGGACAUCCGCGUCUGAUUACGUGCGGCGAGGGUAAGGUGUUCAACGAGGAAUCGCUCACCUGCGAAAACCCGGAGGAUGUGCCGCAUGCCUGCCGUCACUAGUGGAAGCUGGUGCACUACCACCGCGCUAACAGACUACACCUGCACCACAUCCUCACCAUACCCCGAACCCGGUUACAACCCGUUGUUAUUUUCGUUUUUCUCGUUAUUGUUAUUAACCACCGUUAAAACCUGCGCGUUACAACGCUCGUUUCCGUUUGUUACUUUUAUUCUCUACCCUUUCAAUAAUACGUUUUGGAUGUUGCCACCACACUCCUAGCAUGUCACGGCGCGUAUAGCAAACCGUGUGCCUUCGUGUUUCUGUUUUACCUCUCCUCGUUUGGUUACCGGUUUUUGUUCCCCCCCCCCCCCCCGUUAUCUGUUUCUAACUAAAGAAUCAUUUAUACACCGGAUUUUGUCGUUGUCCUGCCUGAUUUAUCUAAAGUUUCCUUUUUUUUUGGGGCAGGGAUGUACUAGUAAUUGCACCUUACUUGGUAGAGGUUCUAAUCUACUUGUUUCAAUUUUUUUUUUUCUCCAUCCUCCCUUCUUCCAUAGCUCGGUCAGCUAUGGUUGUGGUUCGCGCGCAUUUGCAUACGGUCGAUUUUGGUUUCAUUUCGCAGCGAACAUUUUUGCUGCUUUUGGCAAAUAUUUCUUUUUGUUCCUUUUUUCUUUUCGUUUUUUGUUCCAACUUAUUGGCCAAAAGCCAGACACAACAACAAAGAAAAAACGCAUUAUGCAGGAAUGGAAACACUUCAACCACGUACAACAAAAGGGGACAUCGAAAAACAUGCUUUUACAAUGAUACAGAUUUGAGUUAACAACAAAUUUCAGUUUCGAAUAAAAAAAAAAAGGCAAAAGAAGCAACAUAUACAUACACACAUAAAUUUUA